UCGAAAAUCAAAUUUAGCUCACAAUUUAAUGUACAAUUUCAAUUAUCACAACCCAAGCCCAAUUCCCACCUUUACCCCUUUUUAAAAUUUUACAGAAAGAGCGAUAAGAUAAGGCAACAAAUCCACACGCACUCUCACUUCUUCCUCCUUCAACAAUGGAAGCCACUCUCGUCCUCUCCCCCUCCCCCUUAUCCCUAACCAGACCCGCCAACCCCUUCCUCUCCCUCCCGACCCGACCCGGCUCCCGUCCCUACCGCCUCCCCACCAUCCGGUCCGCCAUCUCCCGCGUCAAGAAAGAAGAGACCGUCUCCACCAUCAAAACCAACCUCGAAAACUGCUACCUCCUGGCCGGAAUCAGCUACAAAGGCCUCACCGUCAAGCAAUUCCAGGACCUCCGCAAAGCCCUACCGGACUCCACCAAGCUCAUCGUCGCCAAGAACACCCUCGUCUUCAAGGCCAUCGAGGGGACCCCCUGGGAGGCCCUCAAGCCGUGCAUGACGGGGAUGAACGCGUGGCUCUUUGUGCACAGCGAGGAGAUCCCGCCGGCGAUUAAGCCCUACCGGGAUUUCCAGAGGGAGCGGAAGCUGGAGAACGACUUCACCGGAGCGGUGUUCGAGGGGAAGUUUUACGGUCCCGGAGAUUUCAAGGCGCUGGAGACAAUGCCGACGAGGCUGGAGAUUUAUGCCAAGCUGCUUGGCUCUCUUAAAGGACCGGCCUCGAAUUUGGUGGGGACGAUUCAGGCGCCGGCCAGGGAGCUGGUCAUGACUUUGCAGGCGUAUGUGCAGAAAUUGGAGGAGGAGAGCGGGCAAUAGUAAAGAAAGAAAGAAGCUCUGUAAGUGUAUCUUGAACUUGAAGAAAUAACCAAAAUUUUAGGUUUAUUCUUUGAGUUUUUUGUGUUGUUGUAGAAUGGUUGGGCAUUUAUAUCUGUUGUGUUGAAAUUCGAGGAAUGAAGAGCUGUAGAUUUUGUAAAAUUGGAAUCUUAGCAAGCAAUGAUCUUCAUUUUUGUGGCUAUUUCUGCUUAAUUUGCUCCACUGGUGUGGUUUUUAUAC
Molecule: messenger RNA, 1049 nt
Organism: Fragaria vesca subsp. vesca
Lineage: Eukaryota; Viridiplantae; Streptophyta; Magnoliopsida; Rosales; Rosaceae
Product: 50S ribosomal protein L10, chloroplastic-like
Exons: 1
Coding region: 156-812 (218 amino acids)
Biological process (GO): translation
Cellular component (GO): large ribosomal subunit
Molecular function (GO): structural constituent of ribosome
Source: RefSeq, a predicted model, not a curated record